AUGGGCAAUAACCAGAGCAGUGACAAGUUGGUCGUUAACCAAUACCUGGACGGACAGGGCCCGCCCACACUGGAGCAGGCCGCUUCAAAAGGCCCCCCCAAGGUGAACUGCCAGCCCCCAGGACACAUGACGUGGGUGGUUCUGCACAGAGACCUGCCGGGCUUCUCCAAUGACAACACCCUUCAGGUCAACUUCAGCUUCCCCGCGGGCAUGCAAAUGGAAGGCCACCCCCAUCCGGGUCAACCCUACCCCAGCCUGCGUCUCUGUGCCUACCUGCCUGACAGUCGGGAGGGCCGCAAGGUUCUGGGGCUGCUAGAGAAGGCCUUCCAACAGCAACUCAUCUUCAGUGUGUCCACAGACAUCCACGGAGAGGACGUGGUGUGUCCUGCAGCUGUGCCCCUCAAGACCCAGUCCGAGGGGGGGGCCGCCAUGAACGGUUACCCUGAUGACGACUACCUCAAGACAGUGACGAGAGUCUUGAAGGAGAAGCUCGACCAAUGA
Messenger RNA from Knipowitschia caucasica, 501 nucleotides. The record is from the annotation of a GenBank genome assembly. Lineage: Eukaryota; Metazoa; Chordata; Actinopteri; Gobiiformes; Gobiidae.